Rotaria sp. Silwood2 is the source of this 1008-nucleotide messenger RNA. NCBI's taxonomy places the organism in Eukaryota, Metazoa, Rotifera, Eurotatoria, Philodinida, Philodinidae. The record is from the annotation of a GenBank genome assembly.
AUGGUUCUUUUAGAAUGGCUUAACACCGGCAGCAUGACUACUGCACGAUAUCGGCAUACAGCAUCCGUAUUAAAAAAUGGAAAAGUCCUAGUUACUGGUGGAAUGUAUAAUAGUGAGUAUCUAAAUAGUACUGAGUUAUAUGAUCCAUCAACAGGAAAUUGGACAUCGGCUGGUAACUUGAACAGUGGACGGCAAUCACACACGGAAUCGGUAUUAACAAAUGGAACAGUGUUAGUUGCAGGUGGAUUUAAUGGUACUAAUCUUCUGAAUAGUGCUGAGCUGUAUGAUCCAUCAACAGAAACUUGGACAGCAACUAGUAGUAUGAAUUAUGGACGAGUUGGACAUACAGCAUCCAUAUUAAAAAAUGGAACAGUGUUAGUUACUGGUGGACGUUCUGGUAACUUUGCAGGUACUACUGAAUUGUAUGAUCCAUCAACAGGAACUUGGACACAGACUAAUAGUAUGAAUUUUGGACGACGAGACCACACAGCAUCCAUAUUAGCAAAUGGACAUGUGCUAGUUACUGGCGGUUUAGGUAAUAGUGGUUUUCUAAAUAGUGCUGAGUUCUAUGAUCCAACAACAGGAAGUUGGACACCGGUUGGUAGCAUGAACAGUGGACGGCAAUCACACACAGCAUCCGUAUUAACAAAUGGGAAAGUGUUAGUUACUGGGGGACUAUUUAAUGGUAACAUUGUAAAUAGUGCUGAGUUAUAUGAUCCAACAACAGGAAAUUGGACAUCGGCUGGUAACAUGAACAGUGGACGGCAAUUACACACAGCAACCGUAUUAGCAAAUGAAAAAGUGUUAGUUAUUGGCAAUUCAAAUAAUGCCGAAUUGUAUGAUCCAUCAACAGGAAAUUGGACAACUACUGAUAGUAUGAAUUUUGUACGAUCUGACCACACAGCAUCCAUUUUAAUGAAUGGAAACGUGUUAGUUGCUGGUGGAUUGGAGUUGGGUGCUGUUCUAAAUAGUUCAGAAUUAUAUCAAUCAUCUCAAAUAAUUGGAUAG